Molecule: messenger RNA, 591 nt
Organism: Neurospora tetrasperma FGSC 2508
Lineage: Eukaryota; Fungi; Ascomycota; Sordariomycetes; Sordariales; Sordariaceae
Exons: 1
Coding region: 1-531 (176 amino acids)
Source: RefSeq, a predicted model, not a curated record
AUGGCCUCCCGAACCCUCUUCACCCGCGCCACGGCCCUCCUCCGGGCCAGCGCCAGCGCCGCCGCCACGAACCAAAUCCAAACCGGAUCCAUCAUCUCCAUCUCCAUCACGAGAUCCACUCCUCCCCUCAUGUCCGGGUCAACCCGCGCCUACCACUCCACUCCCCCCCUCCAAACCGCCAAAGACUUCAAAUCCGACCGGACCACCCUCCGCCCAGCCAGCUCCGAAGGGACCGUCUCGGCCUCGGACGACGACGUGGCGCACCUCGACAAGACGGCCUUUGACCCCAACAAGACCUCGCCCAAGGAAGAGACCGAGUCAGCGGGCAAGGAGUCCAACGGCAACCCGCUGGAGACCAGUGGAGCCAACAGACAGUUCUCCAAGCCCCAGGGCGAUAAUCCUACUGAGGGCGACAUGUCCAAGGAGGAGAAGACGACGGCUGGUGGGGGCAAGGAGAAGAAGAAGAGUGGUGGGCCGGCGGCGGGGAGUAAGAAAGGGGGGACGACGAACUAUCAUGGGAGUAAGGAGUAGGGGGUUAGUGCGAUGGAUGCUUGAGGGGAUUGAGAUGGAUGAGAGCGAUAUUGUUUACAC